AAACUUUUUUGUUAAAUUAUAAUCAAUUCAAUUCAAAUCAAUUAAUAUUAUAUUAAAAAAACCAUUAACUAUAUGAAUAAUAACGUAGAGAAAGAAUAGUAAUCUCUUUAGCUAGCAGCUAUGAAGAAGUUCUAUAGUCUUAAAAUAUCUCAAUAAAAUGUCAAAAACAUUAUCUACAUUAAUAAAAAUACGGAAUAAACCAAUAAAUAAUAAAAUUAAAAUCAUAACUAAGACAUCUUAAGUGGUUUUAAAAGUGAUUUAAAAAAGAACAAAGGUGAUUAAAAAGGACUUAUUCCUAAUUUAAUCUCUUAUUAAUCAUUAAAAAACCAAGUUUCAGACAUUAAAUUUAACUUUGACUAGAAUUAACUUUAAAUUUCUAUAAGUCAGCUUGAUUAUAUUCUUAUUAGUAGCAAAGAUAAUAUUUUAUAUGAAAAUUAAAAAUAAUUAUAUGUAGAAGUAUUAAGUAAUUGCAAUAAAUAAAUAGAUCAAUAUCUUAGAUUAUCUGUAUUUAAACAAGAUAAUGUCAGUGAUUAGUCUUUAUAUUUGUAAUUAGCUUAAAUCCUUAUUAGCAAGUGCUAAAUUUGGACUCAAAUUUAUGAAUAUGAGUCUCUUAUGAAGAUUAAAACUUUGAUAAAUCUAGGUAAAUUUUAUAGAUUGCAAUAAAAAAUCUUUUUAAGUAUGGAGACUUUAAUUGAUGCGCUAAGCUUGAUUAUGAGCAAAAAUUUAAUUGAAAAGUGUGGUGAAGUUUACUUUUAUUUAGCCUAGUUGAAUAGCUAGGUAGGAUAGCAUGUAAAAGCUUUUGAAUUUUCAAAGAAAGCUCUUGAAUAUUGUAAAAAGGAAAUGAAUUCUGAAGAAGUAGCAGUUAGCAUACAAAAAGGUAGACUAUUAAUUUAAUUAUAAUAAGGUCUUCAAAAUCAGAACAAUAACAUACAAAGCGCUAAUAAUUUAUCAAUUUAUAAAGGAUAACUAGAGAAAAAGGAAUAAGUUAAAGAGCAAGGUUUAGAAAUUAAAAAUUAAAAUAAUUUCAAAAAUGAAGAAAAUCUUUAUUUAAGCGAAGAAUCAUUUUAUUUUUGGAAUGAAAUAAAAUUAAUAAAUUUAAUUCGUUGCUAUGAAAUUUAAGCAUAAGAAGAAGAACACUUUGAGAAUUUCGAUGAAUCUUUCAAAUUACAUUAGAAAGCAGUAUCUAUUGCUUAAGAAAAAUUAGGAAUAGAUCACCCAGCUUCUGAAAAGCAGCUUUAAAAAUUUAUUAAUUUCCAAAAAAGAUAAGUAGAGUUUUAGUUAAAAAAGAAAUAGAAUUUAAUUAAUUAAUUUAAGCAUUUAAAUAUAAAACCGAUUUUAUAAAAGGAUCUCAAAGAAAAAAGAUAAAAAUAUGGCUAAUAACUUAGCUAAUAGUUCGCAUAAUAAAAAGUAAGCUAGCAUGAAAAUUUAUUUUCUCCAAGAAGAAACUCACCAAUUAACAUUCUCUCAAAGUCACCUUACAAUGAGAGGAUUAUUCCUUGCCAAUCUGUGACAUCUAGGACAAGCAUAAAUUUUAGGAAUAGAAGCGAAGAGACUGCAAAAAGAAAAAAUGUUGUAGUAGUGCGCUAGAAAAAGCUUAAUUUAGAAAGUCUUCCUUAUAAUUUAAAAGUUACUCAAACAAAUUACACUUUACCAACAUAAUCUUCGAUGCUUACAAGUUCAACAACUGCUGCUACAACAAAAAAUUAAAAUUUCUAAAGCAAAAAACAUCCUUUUAUGUCUUCAUUUAUAAGCAGAAAGUUGUAAGAAAAUAAUAUUUCUAUAUUCGAAGGUGACUGUGAGUAAUUAAGAAAUUUAUUGUUAUCUCCAUCUAAUGAAAAAAGAAAAUACAAAGAAUGUUAAACAAUAGAGGAAUCUUAACAAUAAAAUGAAUAAACAAUAAAAUAAUAAGGUAGUAGCACAAGUCUUUUUAAUGAAGGAUUCUCUAACUAUCCACCACCUCGUUUGAGAUCAGGUAAAAGUCUUAGUUUAACAACAAGAUAAAAAAGUCCAAGCAUUGAUAUAAUCAAAUCAGAAAAAAUUAAAAAUAUGAUUGAGAGUAAAAUUGCUUUGUAAACCUAAUAAACAGCUUAGCCUUAAAUAGAAAUAUAAACUGCAAGAAGCAACCAGUUAGGAUCUUUUUUAAAGAAUAAUAUUGUAUCGCCACGAAAGAAUUAUUUAACCAAAUCAUACUUACAAACAUUUGUAGAUUAAAUUAAAACAAACUGGACUACAGUUAACUAGUAAUGUUAGUAAAUUAACUUUCUCAGGAAAAAUCAAACUCCUUCGAGGGAAUAGCAAAUAAAUUAAUAGAAAAUAUUUAAUGUGGAAAAUUUUAGUAAUAAAAAAUCUCCUUUAUACUGUGAUAGUGCAGUUCCAGCUAUGUUCGUAUAGGGAUAUUUUUAAAAUAACAUUGAAGAUUCAAAUGAAAUUUAAUCUAGUUAAAUUAAAAAGAAUUUAAUAAUUCUACCAAAUCAAAAUAUUUUUUCUAAGAACUAAAUACGCUAGAAAAAAAUAAACUAUGAUUAAAAAGAGUUGCUCUACUAGCAGCUAUAAACUAAGCUUAAAACUGAAGAUUAGACUAGUAACUAGAAUAAUGUUAAUGACCACUGCUCUACAACAAUAACUACUUCAAACCACUCAAAUUCAAUAUAGUAUUUUCCUAAUUAGGAUAAAGCAAAUGAACUUUAAAGAAAAAAAUCUUAUUCAAUCAAUACCUCCAGAGUUAAAAACCUUGAAAUCUAUUAAGAUUCUCCUCAUAGUUUGCAGGAUAAAAACGCAUAGGAGCUUAUUUUUGAAACAAAUUAAAUUAAAAUAAAAUAAAUUUAAGCUAAAGAUUCAGCUGAAAUAAAUAAUUGUGAAGAAGUAGAGGGAUAGCUGAAAUUUUAUUUGAAUAAAGUCUCUAAGAUAAUAACAGUAUAAUGUCUUUUGAAUGAUUAAAUGGCCUUUUAAAAUGAGCAGGAAAAAUAAAAUUUAUAAUAAAAUAAAAAUAAUUAUGAUUCAAGAAAAAUUAAUUGCUACUUCUUGCAAAUUGAUAACUUGUUUUCUUUAAACUAAGUUAUCACAACAAAUAAGGGAUUUAUUUUACAAUAAAUAUGCGAAAAAAUUGUUUGCUUUUUAUUGAUUGAAGCAAAUAGUAAUUAACUUAUUUUUAAUAAUUUAAACUAAAAUAAUAAUAUUAAAAACCUAUUUAAAAUUCUAGAAAUACCUUAAGAUGAUUUAUAAUUUUUCUUAAUUUGCAAAGAUUCUUAAAAUAGCAUAAUUAUAAAUUAGGAAUAAGCUAAAGAAUUUAGUAGCUUCAAAGUGAAUAAGCACAGAAGCGCAUCAGUAGCUAUAAAUAGAAACCACCAAAAUAAUAAUUAAUUAGAAAUCAGUAAUAAAACUAAAACAAAUAGCAUUUAUGAAAACUAAGCAAAUAAAUAGGUAGUUUGCUCAUUCUUUACUAAAAUAUAUCCUAAAAAUUAACACAACCAAAAUUAAAAAAAAUAAAUAAUAGAAGAUUGCUUUAACUAUGAAGGAUCAAAAGUAUAAUCUCCAAUUAAUUAUGAUCAGCUGAAUACCUAAAUAAACAAAUAAAAUUUUCCACCUAAAAUUAAAUAGAAUCCUAUAUAAAUUUAGCAACGCAUUUAAUAAACUGAAUUACUUUCUUCUGAAAAUGCAAAAUAAAACAAGGAUAAAAAGAAUGAAUCGCCUUAAAAUAUUGAAUCCGAACAACCAACACAAAAAAUAUAAACUCCUAAAUAAAAUUCAACUAAAAAACGAUUAGACACAGAACAAUUUUCAGAUAAAUCUAAAAUAAUUAAUUUGUAUGACUAAGAAAAAAUAAAACUAUCAGACUCAAGUAAAAAAUUUGAAGAUUUUGGCGAGAAUUUAGUAACUUCAUCUCAAAAAAAUUUAAAUUUUAUAUCUUAUUAUCAGGUACCAUCAUUUUUGGAUUCUUCAUUUAAUUCUAAUAAAAAUGGCUAGUGUGAUAAAGAAGAACAAAAGAAUAUUUGA
Tetrahymena thermophila SB210 is the source of this 3993-nucleotide messenger RNA. RefSeq lists its product as hypothetical. Gene Ontology annotation, molecular function: protein binding. Lineage: Eukaryota; Ciliophora; Oligohymenophorea; Hymenostomatida; Tetrahymenidae. The transcript has a single exon. The record is from RefSeq and is a predicted model, not a curated record.